AGCCCCGCAGGCCGGACUGGCUCCGCCCAGGCAGGAGGACGCGGGGUUCGAAGUCCCCGCCCCUUCCGAGGAGUUUCCCAAAACCCAGCGCGGCAGUUCUCAGCCGCGCUAAGAUGGCGACUCCCAUGCAUCGGCUCAUAGCUCGGAGACAAGCUGAAGCAAAUAAACAACAUGUAAGAUGUCAGAAAUGCUUGGAAUUUGGACAUUGGACUUAUGAAUGCACAGGAAAAAGGAAAUACCUACACAGGCCUUCAAGAACAGCAGAACUAAAGAAAGCUUUAAAAGAAAAAGAAAACAGAUUAUUAUUAUUACAACAAAGCAUUGGAGAAACUAAUACAGAAAGGAAGACCAAGAAAAAAAGGUCUAAGAGUGUAACCAGUUCCAGUAGCAACAGCAGUGACAGUUCAGCCAGUGAUUCCUCAUCCGACAGUGAAGACACGUCUACCUCAUCCUCCUCCGAGGACAGUGACACCGACGAAAGCUCCUCCAGUUCAUCAUCUUCAUCCUCAUCCACAAGCUCCUCCUCGUCCUCUGAUUCAGACUCCGAUUCCAGUUCUUCCAGCAGCAGCAGCACCAGCACGGAGAGCAGCUCUGAGGACGAGCCACCAAAGAAGAAGAAAAAGAAAUAGAAUUGCCCCAUCGCCAUUGGACUGCUGGACUGCAAACAUUAAUGUGAUUCUCGCAAGGGAACUUAGAGUAUGUUAAGGCCAAAUAGAUUAAUCGGUCAAAAUUUCUGGAGUUCAAAAGUUUCUAAGUGUUUUACAUCAUUAGAGCAUAAAGAGUAUUAAUAAUGGAUUAUAUAAAAAAUAUAUAUGUGUGUGUGUGUAUAUAUAUGAAAGACUUUUUUUAUUUUAAGGGUAAAUCUUGUUUUUCUUUUUUAUCUUUAAUAUAUAUCUCUAAAACUUAAAGCUGAAUCCAGUAAAUCUGUUUUGGGGAUGAAACUUAUCUUUUCUCCUUGUGAAAUAAAUGCCAUACUUUGUUAUUUGUUAGUGCUAUGUAUGUAUCAGACAUGUUUUCAGGAUAAUGCAUCAGAAUAUCUGGCAGUGAAUUUCUAAUGCUUUUGGCUAUGUGUUAUUAUAUAAGAUUUAAUACAUUGUUACUACAAAAUUAGGAGCGUUCCUCUUAAUAACUCUGCCCUAUUUUUAUGCUUAUGUUCAGAAAGUUAUUCUGACUUCUUGUCCUAAAUGAAAAGCUCAAGAAACCUAUUAAUAUCUUUAUACGUUUUGGAUGGUACAAAUGUCAAGUUAUUGUGUUAUAUCAUUCAUUUUCUUCUGGUUCUUAGAGUUACUCUUUUUUUUUUUCAAGUAGGCUCCACACCUGGCGUGGAGCCCACUGCGGGGCUUGAACUCACAACCCUGAGAUCAAGACCUGCGCUGAGAUCAAGAGUCCAAUGCUUAACUGAAUAAGGCACCCAGGUGUCCUGUAAAGUUACUCUUUUCUGAGGAAAAUCAGUCUGGAGGAACCUAAAAAGGAACAAAAAUUCUGAAACUACUUAGGAGUCUAAUCUUGGUGCCUUUUGAUAAAUGCUAUGUAUCAGAAAAGAGUCAUUUAAAAGCCUAACUUAAGGUAAAAGUGAUAUAAAUAUCUUUGUGUGUUAUUACACUAUAAAAGGUAGGAGAGGAAAAGAAAGGAAGAGAGGUAAUUUUAACAGAAAAUUAGGGCGAUGUUCGUUGCCUUUUAUUAAGCUUUUCUAAGCUUUCAUAAAGAUUGCCUUUUAUCAUUUUUGCAAUUGUGGUAUGAUGGUUUAUAUGGCAGCUGGUCAUAUAUGACACUCUACUGCGUAAAUAUAAAUGACUUGGAUUAAUCUGGUGUGUUUACAUAGCAUAUACACAGUUGAAAUGUAGCAUGAAAGAUUAAAGAGAAAUACUGCACAAUGUUUCUUAAAAGUAAAAUUCUCUGCUGUAGUGAAAUUCUUUAGUUUCGCAUGACAUCAUUCUGUGAUGUCUUUUAAGCUUUUUGGAAAGAGGUAUCAUUUGUAGAAAAAUCUUGAUUUGGGCUAAGUAAUGGGUUUUUAAAACUAUGAAUGUUGUCUUUUUUUAUAUUUUUAUGAGAAAGUAGUAGAAAAUUGCUUUUGAAAAAAUGGGCUUCUAUUUAACUGUUGAAAUAUACGUAAUAAAUAUUGUAAGUUUGAGGAGCCUGUAAUUCCUUGUAUGUUUUAUAGAACCAUCCGCUUUCAGUGAUUGUAAAUAAACUCUCAAAACAUCA
This is a messenger RNA of Mirounga angustirostris (Northern elephant seal), 2205 nucleotides long. RefSeq names its product zinc finger CCHC-type containing 10 (gene ZCCHC10). Lineage: Eukaryota; Metazoa; Chordata; Mammalia; Carnivora; Phocidae. The transcript is spliced from 4 exons. The record is from RefSeq and is a predicted model, not a curated record. Bases 114 to 629 code for a protein of 171 amino acids. Gene Ontology annotation, molecular function: zinc ion binding; nucleic acid binding.